CGAGAAAGAGAGAGAACAAACAAAAGAACAAAAAUGUCGUCGACUGACUCGACCACCGGACUUGCUCCUACGGAUCCACCACCCACCGAGACUGAUGCAGAGCGCGUAGCUAGAGAAGGCGUCGUGAACAACGCCGGAGGAAACGGCGGCUUCUUUGGAUCUCUUGGUGCUAUCUUCGCCUUGAUUGUUUGUUUCCAACCUCCGGCAGACAACGACCUCGAGACUGGGCUUCUCAACCACGAAGACGACAUUGGCGGCGGCCAGAACUGGAACCUCUUCUCAAGAUUCUGCAACUGCUUCAGUGCUCCGCCCACAGCUUCUUCCGAUGACGACGACGAAGAAAUCGUCGGUGGCGGCAGUGCUCCGCCCACGGACGCCGGCGAAGUCCACACAGCUUUUCCCCAUGGCGACAACCAAGAAAUCGUCGACGCCGAGAAUGGACGGGUGAAUGAUCGUCUAGCCGGAGCCGGUACUUCCGGAGCCGGUACUUCCGGAGCCGGUACUUCCGGAGCCGGUACUUCCGGAUCCAACGUCAACCUCGCCGGCCAGAAUCCGAAUUUCUUCUCAAGAAACUUCAAUUGGUGGGGAACUCCUCCAGCUAAUGCUAACGGUGGCCAAGAGGAGGCAGGCCAAGAGGAAACAAAUGCAGAGGAUAAAGAUGUCUGGAAUCGUUUUGUAGAAAAGGGCAAUCAUUUUGUUCAGUGGCUUCUAGGUACAGUGUUCCUAUUUGUCCCGGCUAGUUAUCUGGUUCAGGGCGAAAGUGAUCCAAAAGACAAACCCGCUAUUCUUUCCGCCUACAGCUACUUAACUGACGAGCUUCAGUCAAAGCUCCCCGAUUUCUUUCUUCCGACUAUGCUUCUCUACAUUGGUUUUUAUAUGGGAUCCAUGUUGUUCCGAACUAAGAAGGUUGUGAGAGGGUUCCAAGCAGUGGGGUUGGUUCUAGGAUUGGUUGCCACGGUGGAGUCUCUGGCUUACGUGGGGUUUGAGGCGUCCAUGUGGGCUGCGGGCGGCUUUGUAUUUCUUGUUGCGGUUUUGACCAUCUCUAAGGCAUCAAGUUUCGGGUCGUCUCUUAGAGAAAGCUUGCAAGCAGGAGGACAACUCGUUGUUCCUGAAAAUGCAUAUGCCAGAGUUAAUAUGCUUCAUUCUCUUUUGCAUAAAACGAUUAGUCAGCAUAGACUAAAGCAAGCGUUGGCUGCAGAAUCUAAAGUAGCGAAGUUGAAGACUUCAAUGCAGAGGCUUGAAGCAACGGCAAGCAAGAAGCCACCCAUCACAACUUCCUUGUUUGGAAGAAUGGCCUUGAGCUUCCGCUCGUCACCAAACCUUGCUGCUGCGGCUGAAGCUGCUGCUCUUGCGGUGAUCCGCCCAGUGGAGGCAAAAUACCCGGCUCUGCUUUUUAAGCAACAGCUUGCAGCAUAUGUGGAGAAAAUAUUUGGGAUGAUUAGGGAUAACUUGAAGCAAGAGCUCUCAGCUUUAAUAUCUAUGUGCAUUCAGGCACCGAGAAUUUCAAAAGGAGGGGUGCAAAGGUCUGGUAGGUCUCUUGGAAAAGAUUCCCCUGCUAUUCACUGGCAGAGCAUUAUUGAUGGCUCGAUUCUUUUACCAAACAGCACAAAUGUGACACUCACACUUACCAACCCUGAAUCUAAUAAAAUCUCAAUGAAGAAUUUUGUUAACUUGGUGAAAGAGGAAUAUGAGAAAACCCGUAAAAAUUGUAUCUUGUCCGGUAAGAUGAGGAAGCGGGUUGAUUGGAAUUUGGCUGCUAAAUCUUAUCUCGAGUUUAACGGUGAAAAGAUUAAACAAAUCGUUCGGUUUGAUAAGUUUAAGCCUGAUUUCUGCAAUAUAAUACGUCUUGAUAACAUAUGGGAUUUAACACCUGAUACUGAUUUGCUUAAGGAACUACCUCAAACUUAUAGCUUUGAGACAGCUAUUGCGGAUCUCAUUUGGUUAGGAGGUGGAAAAGUUGAAGACAUGUGUCAAGAUGGAAAGACACCCUCCAGUGGUCUUAGUUACACGUAUAAACUUGUAUACCAUGGCUGCUCCAAUGACGAACAUAGAGACUCUGAUAAAGCGGAGGAUAAUUCCUUGCAAGCUGUGUGGUCUUGUUCACGGGGAGAUCGAAGACUGAUUAGUGUCGAUGUUCUCGAAGAUCGGAUUUCCAUCUUCGAUUCCUGGGGGAAAAUAGGGGCUUCAUUACAUAGGUAUCACAAAUCCAAAGCUAUUGGAAGCGAACCACCAUACCUUAUGGUUGAGAUAUUUGAAUCGGAAUGUAAGAUUCCAGAAAUAUAUCAACUUCAGUGCAGACUCAAGAACAUAUAUUUUCCUUACAUCCAGGAUUUCUGUGAUGAAAUCUCUAAAACUGGGAGGACCGAAAGGCCUGUAGAGUUUCAGGUCAAUGGAGAGGAUUUAGCUGAGUUAACAGGUGGAGAGGUUGCCACUAUCAACCUAAACUCCAAGGGUCGAGAAUUUUGGUUUCAGAUUCGAUUCGUCCAUAGUGAAAUGAAAAAAGGGUCAUUGACAUCCCAGGAGGCAAACGCUCGCCUCAAGUUUGCUUAUUUUCCAAUCGUACGGGAAACUGAGAGCAUUUAUAAAGAGAGCAUUGAUAUUAUUUUGGAAAGCUUAGGAAAGGAAGGAUACAAAGCUUCUGAAAGCUUUGAAACUUUUAGUCGUCUUUCUGUAAGAAGACUUGGUCGUCUACUCCCAGAAGUCCCUUGGGUUAGUCUUCUUUGGUCACAAUUUGCUGGUCUUCCUGGAGUACUCACAGUUCCUGUUGCCAGACAAGGCAUCAAUUCCGUUUAUGGAAAAGGGAGACAGAGCAACUACUUUGCAGAAAUGCUGUCGACUGAUCUUGCAAGUCAAAACCCCUUCUCUUUGGCUUUGAAAAAAUUUGGUAGUAAAUCAAAGGAGAAGGAUAACGAUGUCAAUGUUGCGCUUCAUAGAAAAGGAGAAGCUUUAGUUUGUAAUUAGUUAUAAAAUGGUUAUUUGUAAUUGCAAUGCUUUUGAGCUCUACCUGUGAGGGUGCACAAUGUUAUGAAGAGAAAAGAUCAGGAUUCUGAAAGGCGCAUGUGGAGGGGUUCACAAGAACUCAAAUCUCAACAAUUUCACAUAAUGAUUUUCAAGAUGUCUUUGCUCUUGGAUAUUCUAUCAUUAUCUGUCUCUACACUUUUUCAUUACUUAUAAUUACAGGGGAGGGUUAUACAUUUCAUAUGAGGCUGAGGAAGAAGAAAAUACACUAAGGAAGGUUAA
This is a messenger RNA of Arabidopsis arenosa, 3240 nucleotides long. The record is from the annotation of a GenBank genome assembly. NCBI's taxonomy places the organism in Eukaryota, Viridiplantae, Streptophyta, Magnoliopsida, Brassicales, Brassicaceae.